This is a messenger RNA of Poecilia latipinna (sailfin molly), 2128 nucleotides long. RefSeq names its product excitatory amino acid transporter 1-like. Lineage: Eukaryota; Metazoa; Chordata; Actinopteri; Cyprinodontiformes; Poeciliidae. Gene Ontology annotation, cellular component: plasma membrane. Gene Ontology annotation, biological process: L-glutamate import across plasma membrane; L-aspartate import across plasma membrane; D-aspartate import across plasma membrane. The transcript has 10 exons. Bases 313 to 1923 code for a protein of 536 amino acids. Gene Ontology annotation, molecular function: glutamate:sodium symporter activity; L-glutamate transmembrane transporter activity; neutral L-amino acid transmembrane transporter activity. The record is from RefSeq and is a predicted model, not a curated record.
UUCCUUUCCCCACCCCUCUCUUUCUCCACUGAAUAUCUCUUCAUUGCUGGCUGCACAGUCUGCUCAUAGCCAAAGGACCCCUCUCACACCGAUCCAAGCUUUAAACCCGACCUUUUCCCUGGAAAACUCAGACAUUGCUCCAGAGGACCUUAUUGCUCAAACCUAAAGGUAACUACUAAUCCUUUAACCAAAGGAGAGGUGUGACACUCGGGAGCAACAGGACUUGAACCUAGUCAUCAGCGCAUCUGUAGUGUUUCCGUCACUGCGGAGGCCUGCUUGUGAACAACAGCUCUACAGAUUCCAGCCACAAAUAUGACUCAAAGCAAUGGAGAGAAUCCACAGAGGAGCCGCAGUGGUCUUCACCAAAUCCGAGCCGGGAUCCAGUCCAGGUCGCUGCUCGCCAAGAAGAGAGUGGAGAACAUCAAGAAGGACGAAGUGAAGGGGUUCUUCAUGAAAAAUGCUUUUGUCAUUCUAACCAUCAUUGCUGUUAUUACAGGCAUAAUCCUGGGAUUUUCUCUGCGUCCAUACAAACUGUCUUACCGUGAAGUGAAGUACUUCUCCUUUCCUGGAGAGCUGCUGAUGAGAAUGCUCCAGAUGCUGGUGCUGCCGUUGCUGGUCUCGAGUCUUAUCACAGGUAUCGCCUCUCUGGAUAGACGGGCUUCUGGUAGAAUGGGCGUGAGGGCAGUGAUCUACUACACCACCACAACUGUGAUUGCUGUGUUCAUCGGUAUAGUCAUGGUGCUUAUUAUUCACCCUGGAAAGGGAUCCAAGGACGAGUUCACCAAGCAGCAACAGAUAGAGCAGGUCAGCCCUGCUGAUGCCUUUCUGGAUCUUAUCAGAAAUAUGUUUCCUCCAAACCUUGUGGACGCUUGCACCAAACAGUUCAAGACGCAUUAUGCCAAGAGAGUAAUCCAUGUGACUGUUACGGUGAACGACACAAUAUUCCUCCAAAAUGGCAGCCAGCAAACAGCCCAAGAGGAGAUGAUUCCAGUGCCAGGAUCAGUGAAUGGGAUUAACGCCCUGGGCUUGGUGGUGUUCUCCUUGUGCUUUGGUCUGAUCAUCGGGAACAUGAGGGAACAAGGACAACCCCUCAGAGACUUCUUUGACUGCCUCAAUGAGGCCAUCAUGAGGCUGGUCGCCAUCAUAAUGUGGUAUGCCCCUGUUGGUAUUUUGUUCCUCAUUGCUGGUAAAAUUGUGGAGAUGGAUGACAUUUCAGCCAUGGGCGGCCAGCUGGGAAUGUAUACAGUAACCGUCAUUAGUGGCCUGCUCAUCCACGCCAUCAUAGUCCUCCCAACGCUCUACUUCAUUAUUACCAGAAAGAAUCCCUUUCUAUUCAUUGCUGGGCUACUGCAAGCACUUGUUACUGCCCUUGGAACAUCUUCUAGCUCUGCCACAUUACCCAUCACUUUUAAAUGCCUGGAGGAAAACAACAAGGUAGACAAGCGUGUGACCCGUUUUGUUCUCCCUGUCGGAGCCACCAUAAAUAUGGAUGGAACAGCUUUAUAUGAGGCCCUGGCAGCCAUCUUUAUUGCACAGGUCAAUGAUUAUGACCUUAACUUUGGACAGAUUCUCACCAUCAGCAUCACAGCCACGGCAGCCAGCAUUGGUGCAGCUGGAAUACCUCAGGCAGGCCUGGUUACCAUGAUCAUAGUGCUAACAUCUGUAGGUCUUCCCACAGACGACAUCUCACUGAUCAUUGCUGUUGACUGGUUCCUUGAUCGAUUGCGCACCACCACCAACGUCCUUGGUGACUCCAUCGGAGCUGGCAUCGUAGAACAUUUGUCUCGCCACGAGUUGAGAGUCAAUGACCUAGAGUUGGGCAACCAGACGGUUGACCAGCCAGAGAAAAAGCCAUACCAUCUAAUUUCCCCAGAGAACGAAUAUGAGAAUGAGAAGCCAACUCCAGAUGACACUAAAAUGUAGUGGCGAGAUUUCUACCCUUUCUCUGAUAUGACCUUUUGAAUUCUCACAAGGAAGGGAUUUUUUGGGUUAUUUUUAAAUGCAAUUAUAUGUCCUGCCUGAACAUAUUUCAGGCCAAAUAAGCUCCACUAAUGUGUGAUGCUCCUCUUUACACCCUGCAGACUGGAAACAAUCUAUGGUCAUGUUGGCUGUUCUGAUGUAAAAAAAA